This is a messenger RNA of Fusarium sp. VM40, 1029 nucleotides long. The record is from the annotation of a GenBank genome assembly. Lineage: Eukaryota; Fungi; Ascomycota; Sordariomycetes; Hypocreales; Nectriaceae.
AUGUCGUCGUCAACCCCACCGCUACAACCUACCUAUCAUGGCUUCAUUAAUACCACCCUUGAUGCAAGUAUUAUCUUCGAAAACACCUUUACAGGUCGUUGCAAUCAUGUCCCCCGACGGCCACAUGACCGCGAACGUCAAGAUCUAAUCAAAAGCGGUAACGUCUUCAUCUAUGAAGAGCACGCGUCUGGUAUCAAGCGCUGGACAGAUAGUCUCUCCUGGAGUCCCAGUCGCAUUCUUGGUAACUUUCUAAUUUACCGAGAGCUGGAGAGGCCUUUCCCACCUGGCGAGAAAAAGCGUGCCCUGAAGAAGGGUAAAAAGCCUUCGUCAACGGGUAUCAACAAGCCACAAGAUCAACACCCACGAACAAGUACCUCACUGCCUACUGGUAUGGAGGUAAGGCGGAACAACACCCCAAUUGACGAGAUUGAACGUUCUUUAGUCGGCUCGCUUGUCGACUCCUACGACUUCAAGCCGGGUGGUCUUAUCAAGAAAACCAUCAGCAUCACCUAUCAAGGAGUGCCUCACCACCUUGUAAGCUAUUACAGCGUGGAAGAUGUCAGGUCCGGACGUCUUCUGGCACCCUCCAUGCACCCAGUGCUCAAAGGAACAAUUCCUCGCACAGAGCUCCUCACACAGCAGAACUUCCGUUCACCGGUCGAAAACUCGGAUCAGUUCUAUUCUCUCCAUGGCAACGUCAAUGGCCAUUUUCACAGCCAGGGUCCCAUGCACGGCCAUGACCAGCGCAUGAGUUUAUACCAACAACACUUGAACCCUUCCCCGGACUACGCUAUUGGAACAUACAACAAUCUACCACCACCAAGCCGUAGCCUAUCAAUGGCUAACCCGGCCGGCCACUAUCCUAUAGUCCAACCACCAUACGUGCCUGCCAAUUUCUCGCCGUAUUCUCAACCACCACCACCCCAGCCAACUCAAACGAGCCAUAUGCAAAACUGGGGGGUGGAAUACGAGGUUGAGGACCCAAACCGGAGCGCAAACAACUACUACUACGAAACUGAGAUGCAGUAA